This is a messenger RNA of Tetrahymena thermophila SB210, 1608 nucleotides long. RefSeq lists its product as hypothetical. Gene Ontology annotation, cellular component: U1 snRNP; U2-type prespliceosome; commitment complex. The transcript has 10 exons. Gene Ontology annotation, biological process: mRNA 5'-splice site recognition; RNA processing. NCBI's taxonomy places the organism in Eukaryota, Ciliophora, Oligohymenophorea, Hymenostomatida, Tetrahymenidae. The record is from RefSeq and is a predicted model, not a curated record. Gene Ontology annotation, molecular function: protein binding.
AUGAGCAACCCUAUUGAGCAAUUCGACAACACUUAUAAAGGAUUAACUUAUGCUUAGCGUCAGUUCCAUUUCAGAGGCCUUAUUAGCAGUCAUGAACAAUCUAAUUCUCCUUAUUUAGAUUUGAUUUACAAAGAAUAUUUAAGAAGAUAUCCUUUCAAUUCAUACUAUUGGAAUAGAUAUGCUCAACAUGUUAAAAACACAACUUAAUCAGCAGAAGAAUCUGAAAAGAUCUACUAAUACGCCAUCCAAAUGAAUCCUAGAUCCUACGAUUUAUGGCACUGUUAUAUUUCCUCAGUCAAAAGCGAUAAAAACGAUACUGCUGAAGAAGAAAAAGUUAUCAAGCUCAUUGAAUAGGCUUUGCAAUAUAUUGGAUACGAUUUCAACAGUGCCAUCUACUGGGAAGACUUGAUUCGUCAUUACUCUGAAAAUAAGGAAGAAUUAAUUAAGCUCUACAGAAGAGCCUUGAGCAUCGUAACUAAAAAUUUCGAUGACAUCUAUGAAUAAUACAACGCCUUCUUCCAAUUCUGUUCUCCUGAUCAAAUUAAAUCCUGCUAUAAUGCAAUUUUGGGUACCUAACCUACUGAAGGUCAAUCUCAAGAUUCCAUGAUAUUGCAAAUCAAGAAUAAUAUUUCUAAUUACAGUGAAAGAACCAAGGCUAUCUCACAAGAAGUUUAAGGUUUUGAAUCUAAACUUACAAAAACUGAAUAUGAUGGUGAAGCUAACAACGAAUUAAAUGUUUGGAAUCAAUAUAUUACUUUUGCCAAGACUAAAUUAGCUCCUGAAUAAGUUAUCUUCCUUUAUGAAAAAGCCUUAAUCAGCCAAUGUGAUAAGGAAAGCUUAUGGGUUGAAUUCUUCCACUAUUUGGAGUCAUAAAAUCAACAUUCUGUUGCUUUGGGAAUUUGCAGAAAAUAAGAAGGAUUUUUGAAAUACAUUAACAUCAAUAACUUAUUGCUUUAAUGGGCUGAAUUAGAAGAAUUAUACUAAUCAUACGACCAAGCCAGAGAAGUUUACAAAUUUGUUGUCUCUCAUGAAGGAGAUAACUACUUAAAGAACUUAAGUAGAUGGGCUUAAUUCGAAAAAAGAGUCAGUUCUUAAGUAGAAAAGAUCACUGAAAUAUACGAAAAGUUAUUGUCUAACCCUAACUAAAAGCCUGAUGUUUAACAAUGGGCCAUAAACGAGCUUUGCAAAUUAUUAGCUGGUAGCGAAAGAAAGCAAUAAGCAUUAGUAAGAUACAUCCACUUCUUCGAAUCUCAACCCAUCAAUAAAGUUAAUUAUGCCCAAUUACUCCAAUUUGUAUCUUAAUACUUCUCAUAAGAACCUAAUUUGAUUGAAACUUUGUCUGAAGUCUACGUUAAUGCCAUUAAUGCUUCUAAGAAGAACGCAUCUGAACUCAAGAAUAUUGUUAAUAUGAGUAUUAGCCAUCUUAGAACUAUUUCAUACAACAUCAAUGAAAUUAGAAUCACUGAAUAAAAGAUCAAGGCUGCUGAAAAUCAAUAAGGUUAAGCCAAUGGUGAAAGCUUAUUGAAGAAGAGAAGCAUCGUCUAAUUAGUCGGUGAAGAAUCUAUCAAUGGCUACGAUAGCGUUCACAAGCAAAUCAAAACUAACUGA